Messenger RNA from Aspergillus campestris IBT 28561, 1632 nucleotides. RefSeq lists its product as uncharacterized. The transcript is spliced from 2 exons. NCBI's taxonomy places the organism in Eukaryota, Fungi, Ascomycota, Eurotiomycetes, Eurotiales, Aspergillaceae. Bases 313 to 1608 code for a protein of 431 amino acids. The record is from RefSeq and is a predicted model, not a curated record.
UACCACUUUCAUUUCCACUUACUGUUCCUUAUCAUAAGCUCACUAACUCCUCCGGUAUCGACUGGACUGAUUUCUUUCCCCCAUUACACUCUUCCCGUCCCCGCAGAGGUCGCAUCUCCUUUUCCUCUGUCGCGUCAACUGGUUCGUGUGGCGUCUGUUUCCUUUUUUGAGGGGAUCCUUGUCCUAACACGUCUUGCCCCCCGAUUUUACUCUUCUUUCUUUUGAUUUAUUUUAUUUUAUUUCUUCCUUAAUCUUCUUACUUUCUUUUCUACAUUCUUUUUACGGAUAGAUUCAGUCCCAUCAUCAGUAGCCAUGGGUAUUCCGAUGUUCCACGAGUCCACCUCCGCCGAGGUCCCCAAGAGCAACCCUAUCAAAGACCCCUGCGCCGCCGCGCGCUCGACCAUCCGUCGCCAGGGCGCAAUUCACCGCCAGGCGCGUCCGGGUUCCGCCUUACGAAGCGCAACUCUCCGGCCUCCUUUCCCUCGCCCGCUAGCAGAUGAGAUCGAGCGGGAAGCGAGUGGGUUACAGCGUCCAGUUCGCUCUCCAUUCCCUGACUCUAGUUACGGCGAGGAUCUCUUUGAUCUGGCGAAUGGUUUUGUGGAUUCGAGCAGCCAGUCGACCGGUCAGCGGUUGCUUAACGAGGUGCUCCGCCAUAGCCGCCCGACCCAGCGGCUGAGGUUGCCACGCAUUCGUCCGCUGCUUCGUGACGAAGUCGCUAGUGGACAGCCCGAUCUUCAAUCGCCCAAUUUCACGCCGCGCUUCGCGCCCGCGGUUGCGUAUAGUCGAACGGAAUCUCCGCGCCCGCAGUCACAUCCCCCUCCGCACCCGCACCCGCACCCGGAGGUCCUUCGUCUAUCUCCGUUCCCUCGACCGGGAGGCGAUGUCUCUGUCGGGUCGACAGUGCCCCUGCUACGACAAGUCGGUCAACGAUCCAUCAACGAACCGAACGGCCCCAACCGCGACACGGCCAUCGACGGUCUUGGGGAUCGCCAACGAAGUGUUAGCCCAGAUGAUGACCAUGCCAACAAUGCGUGGGAGACCCUAUUGACAACAAUCACCCCGGACGCCAACCUUCCCAGCGCCGAUUCCUCCUUCACCUCCGCUUCUGCAUCGGGAACGAACGCAUCGACCAACGGGACGUCCAGGAGUUCUGCCACCUCCUUUGGAAACCUCCCCAGCUCUCUAGACCCCAGCGCCGCAACAGUGCAUAUGGUGCUGGACCCUUAUCCGGAACUAUCCAACCCCUGCGAUUACAGCUCCACCGACUCCGACUCGGACUCGGAGUCCGGGUUCGACUUGACUCACCAGUCUCUGUACCGGCGCUACCGUCGCAUGCGCCGCAUGGACGCUAUGCGACGCGCUCAGAAUCUCAACUCAGCCAUGAACACCCAACCUCCUAUCCCUGCCUUCUCUUUCGCACUCUCCGAUUCAUCCACCGACCCAGAUCUGCAGCAGAUGCAUGCGAUCCUGGACCGCCUUGCUCGGCGGGAGGACAUUCCCGAGAAUUGGUGGGCGGCAGCUGGCCUGUCGCGCAUCAUUGGCCAUCGACUCGGCGCAGAAGCAAACGAGUCUUCCAACGGCUCGGACCGCCCUGAACCGAGACGUUGAAACGCAUGCCUUUCUCCAUCUUAC